Messenger RNA from Anopheles nili, 1670 nucleotides. It is a transcript of the gene Dbp21E2, whose product is annotated as probable ATP-dependent RNA helicase DDX28. Lineage: Eukaryota; Metazoa; Arthropoda; Insecta; Diptera; Culicidae. Gene Ontology annotation, molecular function: ATP binding; nucleic acid binding. Bases 1 to 1551 code for a protein of 516 amino acids. The transcript has a single exon. The record is from RefSeq and is a predicted model, not a curated record.
AUGACUAAAUUAACUAGAGUGUGUCUCACGUUGAGAGCACAUUUUUCCACGCAGUUAAGACCUUUGGCGGCAGCCAAAGUUCCUCCGAUUCCGGUGGUAACGUGCAAACAGCAACAGUUCAACCUGUACCAGAGUGAACUACCAGCAAACCCGGAACGGAUUAAGUUUGGUGAACUGCCCCUAGCUUCUGAUGGAUGGCGACAUAGGCGUGCAAAUGGCGAUUAUUUCAUAAUUCACCCCCUUCACAGGACAUCCGAAGUGUACGGUUUGAGUGAUCGAACGUUUCCAGAACUCGGCAUACGUGAGGAGUUGGUGGAAAACCUCAAAAGACAGCAUGUUAUCUCACCAACCCAUUACCAAGUCGAGGGCAUUCAAGCGGUGCUCGAUGGUAGCCACAUGCUUCUAGCAGCCGAAACAGGUUGUGGGAAGACCUAUACCUAUCUCGUGCCGUUGGUCGAGCGAAUACUCCGCCAAAAAAUGUAUGGAAAGGAGCGCGAUUUCAAUACUCCGCUUGUGCUUAUAAUAACGCCGGGUCGUGAAUUAGCGCAACAGAUUGGUCAAGUAGCAGAAAAGCUUACUGAAGGCUUAGGCAUCAACACGCGCGUAGUGCUUGGUGGUCGAACGAAGCAACAAAUGCUGAAUCCAUCGUUUGAGGACAUAGAUAUCCUGGUAGCUAGCUUUGGAGCGAUUAGUAAACUCGUAACAAGUGGCAUUUAUCGUAUGGAAGAAGUGCGACACGUUGUGCUAGAUGAAGCAGACACCUUGCUGGACGAUAGCUUCAACAACAAGUUGUUACAUUUGAUGAGGCGAUUUCCUUUUCACAAGAAUCAUUUGCAAGAUCUCGGACAGAGCAUUCAUGGUACACAGUUAAUUUUAGCCGCUGCCACGAUGCCCACCAACAUGGAAGAGCUACUUUCGAAAUUGGUCAAUGUAGAAACGAUCGAGCAAUUGGUCAGUCCUAACCUGCAUCGCUUGAUGGGUCACGUGACGCAACGAUUCGUGCGUGUUCGAAAAUCGGACCGACCGCAGAUUUUGCUCGAUCUCGUACGCAAGGAUGCAAAGCGUAACGUCCCGACGAUAAUUUUUAGCAACAAAACACCUACUUGUGAUUUUGUAUCGCUCCAUCUUAAUGGAUUGGGCUAUCCAUGCGUCAACCUAAACGGAGACAUGAUGCUCAAGCUUCGCUUAGGACAGUUUGAAAAAUUUCAGCAGGCGGAGGUGAACAUACUCUCGACGACGGAUGUCGCAAGUCGGGGAUUAAAUACGAUUCGUGCUGCGCACGUGAUAAAUUUCGAUUUCCCUCUGUACAACGCGGACUACAUCCAUCGAGUUGGGCGCAUUGGGCGGAUUGGCAGCAGGAACGAUUGCUUGGCAACGAAUUUAAUCUCUAGUCAGGCUGAGAUAGGCGCCGUGCAGCGACUUGAGCACGCUGCUAGAACAACGAGUUUAUUGCGCAAUGUGGAUGCGAACGUAAAGGGUAUUAUCCGGAGGAAAAUGCUCAAGAUAGCGGGGGCACCGGCAGAAGAGGUGGCAUUACAAAAUAGCGACUAGACGUUGAAAUGUAUAGUUGUUAUGUAAAAUUAGUAAAAAUAAAAAAAAUCAUUUCCCAGCCAUUGGCUUUUUCAGUGGGGUUGUUUCAAAUUGAAAUAUGUGAUAAUAAAACGUUUAAA